UUCAAGGGUCAACAACUGUGGCCGACUCACGACGUCCAGGUUCACCACCUUUAGCUUAACGAAAUGCGCACCUCGCUAUCGCUUCUUUUAUUUCCCAAUUCCCAAUUUGAGUCUCAUCGUCCAUUCCCCAAACUCGAACCCUAAUAAUGAACCUUUCCUUUUUCCCCCUUCCAUUUCCCUUUCUCUUCUUCAUCUUCAACCUCGUCUCCGCCUGCCAUGUCGCCGACCGAAACGCUCUUCUUGCUUUCAAAUCCGCCAUUACUGCCGACCCCUCCGGCAUUCUAACCUCAUGGAAGCCCGCCCUCGACUGCUGCACUUGGGCCGGAGUCACUUGCAACAUCCCCAAUCGCGUCACCAGUCUCAGCCUCUACGGCCAACCCGACCGCCCCAACGCCUUCCUCUCCGGCACCAUCUCCAACUCUCUCUCCAGCCUCCCUUACUUGGACGGAAUCUACCUUGUCAACCUUCGAAACAUUUCAGGCCCUUUUCCACUUUCUCUCUUCAAACUCCCCAAACUCCUCUUCGUCUACAUCGAGAACAACAAGCUUUCAGGUCAAUUACCGGCCGCAAUCGGAAAUAUGACCCAGCUAGAGGCACUCAGUGUUGAAGGUAACAGAUUCACUGGUCCGAUCCCUAGUUCAAUUUCCAAAUUGACUCGCCUCACUCAGCUUAAACUCGGUAGCAAUCUUCUCACUGGAUCCAUACCGAUUGGAAUCCAGCACCUCAAGAGUCUGACAUUCCUCAGCCUCGAACGGAAUCGGUUCACCGGUUCUGUUCCGGAUAUUUGGGGAUCCUUUCCGGAGUUGAGGAUUCUCAGACUUUCACACAAUAAACUCACCGGCAUAAUUCCGCAUACAAUUUCAUCUCUGGCUCCGAAGCUUAAUUAUCUAGAGUUGGGGCACAAUUUGAUAACAGGGAAUAUCCCUGAUUUUCUCGGAAAUUUUAGGGCACUGGAUACACUCGAUCUCUCCUCCAAUUACAUCUCUGGAGUUGUGCCGAAAAGCUUCAGGAAUUUGACGAAAAUAUUCAAUCUGGAUCUGUCUCGGAAUUCGCUGGUGGAUCCGUUCCCGGAGUUGUUUGUGAAAGGGAUUGAGUCGUUGGACUUGUCGUACAACAAAUUUCAUCUCGGGAAAAUUCCGAAAUGGGUGACAUCGUCGCCGAUAAUAUACUCUCUGAAAUUGGCGAAAUGUGGGAUCAAAAUGAAGAUGGACGAUUGGAAGCCGACUCAAACGUAUUUCUACGAUUACAUUGAUGUAUCGGAGAACGAGAUUUCGGGGAGUCCGGUGGGAUUGUUGAACCGGACGGAUUACUUGGUCGGAUUUUGGGCGGCCGGAAACAAGUUGAAUUUUAAGCUGCAAGAUUUGAGGAUAGUGAAGAGAUUGAAGUAUUUGGAUUUGUCGAGGAAUUUGGUGUCCGGUAAAGUACCCGGCGGCGUGGUGGGGCUGGAAAAAUUGAACGUCAGCUACAAUCAUUUGUGCGGGCGACUUCCGGCGACUAAGUUCCCGGCGACGUCGUUUUUGGGAAAUGAUUGCUUGUGUGGGCCGCCGCUACCGCCCUGCAAAUGAGCGAGAAUCAUGAGGCCUCUUUCGGUGCCCUCACCCUCGGUGGAUGAAACGACAACGACGACUGUGGAAUUCAAAUCCGACACGUAGUUUUCAUAUUAACGUGCCUCACUUCGCCAACCGCACCGAAUGCGUUAAAGGCGCAUUUUGAGAUUAUGUGGGGGCACAUAUUAGAAGCCUAAUCAGCAUUAUCUCAAUAAUAACAAUUCAAAAUCUCAUUAUUAUUAUAAAUACAAUCUUUUGUGAUAGUGUUGUUAUAAUAAAUCUUACAAAAUUAGAAU
Messenger RNA from Benincasa hispida (wax gourd), 1843 nucleotides. RefSeq lists its product as uncharacterized. The record is from RefSeq and is a predicted model, not a curated record. Lineage: Eukaryota; Viridiplantae; Streptophyta; Magnoliopsida; Cucurbitales; Cucurbitaceae. Gene Ontology annotation, molecular function: protein binding.